AUGGACGAAGCUCACACAGGAGUUCAGUGGGGCACUGCAUGUCAGAACGUUAGUGAGGAAGAGGAACCAUUUCGCGUAUGGUGUGGCCUGGUUGGCGAGCUGAGGUCGUUGUUGGAUGUCCCGUGCUUGGCGCUAACUGCAACUGCCUCUGCAUCCACAAGGAAAGCUCUCACAUUAGCAUUAGGACUCCGCAAUGCUGUCGAAAUUGUGAAGAGUCCUGAUAGGCCAAACGUCCAUCUCUCAGUCAAAAGAGUAGCUCCCGACUUUGAGACAACUUUCGACUGGCUUCUAAGAAUGAUUCAGACGUUAGGAGUGGCCUGCCCCAGAGUACUGGUGUACUGCAGAACUCAGAAUGCCUGUGCGUCAUUGUAUUUGCACUUCAAACACACUCUUGGUAAGAGGGCUUUCUCUCCAGAGGGUGAAACUUUGGUUGAGAAUCGGCUUGUGGAAAUGUAUCACUCCAGCACCCCUGAAGCUAACAAGGAGGCAAUAUUGACAUCUCUGAGAGCUGUUGAUGGCAAGUGCAGAGUGGUAUUUGCCACAAAUGCCCUAGGCUUAGGAAUUGAUGUGAAAGGAUUGCAUACAGUUGUUCACUGGGGACCAGCCAAUACUCUGGAAAGCUAUAUGCAGGAGAUAGGUCGGUGUGGCAGAGAUGGUGGACAAAGCAGAGCCGUUUUGUAUUAUCAUGGCCAGCAGCUGCAGCACAUUGAUUUUGAAAUGCGACAAUAUUUGUUUGAUUCCGACACAUGCCGUCGGAAAUUGCUGUUGUUACCCUUUGGUGCACCCCCUGUGCAACCAGAAACUCAACACCAAUGUUGUGAUGUGUGUGCAAGAACGUGUAGCUGUGCAAAACCAUCAGAUUGUUCUGGUAUACAGGAUAUCUUUUGGAACAGUCAUCAUCAGGAGGUCAGGGAUGGUGUUCAUCAUAGAUCACAUAGACCCGUUUCACUGCCUCACAUUGCCUUAAUUCAGACAGCCCUUCUUGAGUAUAAAGAAAUGGAAGAAGAGAUAUUUACAUCAUCAGUACAGCAGCCACAAUAUUCAUCAUGUACUCAUGUUAGACCCAUUUCAGAUGAUUGCAUCCAUGAGAUUUUGUCCAACCUGACUAAUUUUAGUCAGUGGGAGGACAUUUUGAAUUUGGUACCAGAGUUGAAUGACAGUCAAUCAAAAGACAUAAUUGAUUUAAUUAACUAUGUAUUAACUUAUGAGUAG
This is a messenger RNA of Corticium candelabrum, 1212 nucleotides long. RefSeq lists its product as uncharacterized. The transcript is spliced from 2 exons. Gene Ontology annotation, cellular component: chromosome; nucleus; cytoplasm. Bases 1 to 1212 code for a protein of 403 amino acids. The record is from RefSeq and is a predicted model, not a curated record. Gene Ontology annotation, biological process: double-strand break repair via homologous recombination. Gene Ontology annotation, molecular function: 3'-5' DNA helicase activity; four-way junction helicase activity. NCBI's taxonomy places the organism in Eukaryota, Metazoa, Porifera, Homoscleromorpha, Homosclerophorida, Plakinidae.